AUGGUGAGAUUAAUCCCCGUGGCUUCCACCACCAUCAGACCUUCCUUGGGCUUCUUCUCCGCAUCUCCUCGCUUCCCCGUCUCCUUCCUCUCUCGAACCUCCCUUUCUUUCUCCCAUGUCUCCUCCCAUGUUCCUCAAUCAAAUCUUAUAAGCACAAAGCUUUGGAGAAGAGGUGUAAGCUGCUGCUUAGGAGUAACUGACUCUGGAAACACAGCUCAAGCCACUACUCAAGAUGAUCUUCUCAAAUGGGUCAAAGAUGAUAACAGAAGAAUGCUUCAUGUCGUUUACCGUGUCGGCGAUUUGGACCGGACCAUAAAAUUCUAUACUGAAUGUCUUGGAAUGAAGCUUCUACGGAAGCGUGACAUACCAGAAGAGAAAUAUACAAAUGCUUUCCUUGGUUAUGGUCCUGAAGAUUCACAUUUUGUCAUUGAACUCACUUAUAAUUAUGGAGUUGACAAGUAUGACAUCGGGGCAGGUUUUGGUCACUUUGGUAUUGCUGUUGACGAUGUGGCGAAAACUGUGGAGCUCAUAAAAGCGAAAGGAGGCAAAGUAACAAGGGAGCCUGGUGCUGUUAAAGGUGGCAAAACUGUGAUUGCAUUCAUUGAAGACCCUGAUGGUUACAAAUUUGAACUCUUGGAAAGAGAUCCUACACCUGAACCUUUUUGCCAAGUUAUGCUCCGUGUUGGUGAUCUCGAUAGGUCCAUUAAGUUCUAUGAGAAGGCUUUUGGAAUGGAGCUUCUGCGCACAAGAGACAACCCAGAGUACAAGUACACAAUAGCUAUGAUGGGAUAUGGUCCAGAAGAUACAUUUCCUGUCUUAGAGCUGACAUAUAACUAUGGUGUCACUGAAUAUGAUAAAGGAAAUGCUUAUGCUCAGAUUGCUAUAGGGACGGAUGAUGUUUACAAAACUGCAGAAGCUGUGAAAGUCUUUGGUGGGAAGAUCAUGAGGGAGCCUGGUCCGUUACCAGGUAUAAACACUAAGAUCACCGCGUGUCUGGAUCCGGACGGUUGGAAGUCGGUAUUUGUGGACAACGUCGACUUUCUCAAAGAACUUGAGUGA
This is a messenger RNA of Eruca vesicaria subsp. sativa (arugula), 1059 nucleotides long. NCBI's taxonomy places the organism in Eukaryota, Viridiplantae, Streptophyta, Magnoliopsida, Brassicales, Brassicaceae. The record is from the annotation of a GenBank genome assembly.